CACUCCAUACUCUACUCUUAACGGAAUUCAACUCUCGUCGUUCACACACACCGUGACGUGUCCACGUAUCGUGGAUUGCUUGGUCGCUAUGAAUAUUGUGCACUCCGGAGCGGGACCGAAGCUUCCCCGAGAGGUGGACGUCAAGCCCGAAAAUCAUGUCAACCUCUACCGCGAAAGUCCUCGCGUGGAAAUGACAAUUGACGAUUUUGAAGUCUACGCCCUGAAGCGUCUCAAGGUACUGCGCAAGAUUGAACAGCUCAAAACAAUGCGUGUUUCGGCGGAGCAGUUCAAUGGAAAAAUUGCCAAAAUGGUCAAACAAGAACUCUCGGAUCCGAGCGUCGACGAAGCGUCUCAUUUUAUCCUACGCCUCUCCUAUUGUCAAACCGACGAUUUGAGGCGCUGGUUCCUGCAACAAGAAACAACUCUCUUCCAACACCGCCUCUCCCACCUCUCCACGGAGCAAUUGGCCAAGUCGGUCAAGGAAUAUGCACAAAUUAAACCCAUUCCUCGAGCGGAGAAGGAGCGCCUGCAAUCUCACCUCAUGCAGCUCAUGAAUCCCGUGGAAUUUGCCAAAUCCCACUUUUACGCCGUCCCCUUCCAGCAAGCCCUCGACCUCGUGGCACAGAGACAGUGCUACCUCAGUCAAGGGAACGCCUAUAUUCCACAAGCCAAGGUCUUGUCCAUCCUCGUGGCCAAAUUUCGGUCCGAACUGUCCCGCUGUCUCGUGCUCAUGGCCAACACCAACACGUUCCGGAACGUCGAAGACCCGGAAGCCGUCCGCAUUUACCCGCUCCUCCAGAACCUCAAUUCCUGUCUGGUGAACGAAGAACCCUCCGGAGAACAGGGCUUGACGGGCAGCACGGGCCUCACGGCAGCCAACGUCGACCGCAUGGCACCGCACAUGCCGCUCUGCAUGCGGCAGCUCCAAGCCGGUCUCCAGCAAGACAAGAAACUCCGCCACUGGGGCCGUCUCCAGUACGGACUCUUUCUGAAAUUCGCUGGCCUGUCGAUGGAAGACGCGCUCACCUUUUUCCAACGCCAUUUUACGUCCGUGACCGGCGAGCAGUUUCAGAAACAGUACGCCUACAACAUUCGUCACAUGUACGGGAAGGAGGGAAAGCGCGCAACGUACACCGCCUACAAUUGUAGCAAAAUUAUUAUGGGCAACGCGCCAUCAACGGGAGAUCACCACGGGUGUCCCUACAAGCACUUUGACGACCAGCAUUUGGAGCAAACUCUGCAGCGUCUGAAGAUCGGAACGGAUGGGGACCGUCGGGCGAUCAUGGCUCUGAAAAAGUCUCAUCAGUAUCAGCUUGCCUGUCAAAAACAUUUUGAAGUAUCGCACGAAAAGGCCAACAGUAUGGAAGUGUCCGUUGACAACGUGGGUAACCAUCCGAAUGCUUGGUUCCGGGCCAGCGUGAAUUAUGCGGAGCGCUUGGCGGAACGCGACGGUACAACUAGCAUGCAAGUAUCUCCCUAA
Molecule: messenger RNA, 1480 nt
Organism: Phaeodactylum tricornutum CCAP 1055/1
Lineage: Eukaryota; Bacillariophyta; Bacillariophyceae; Surirellales; Neidiaceae
Exons: 2
Coding region: 89-1480 (463 amino acids)
Biological process (GO): DNA replication, synthesis of primer
Cellular component (GO): alpha DNA polymerase:primase complex
Source: RefSeq, a predicted model, not a curated record